GCGUGAAAACCUAAGAAACAAAUAAAUAUUAGGUUUUUUAAUGGUAUCAUCCUUAUAAGUAAACCUUGAAAAUCCCUGAAUCAACUUUGUGACCGACGAAGGAUACCAAAUGAUGCUAAUGAUAAGAUAAAUUAUUUAUAAGUUACUGAAUUCUUUCAUUGCAUGCUGUAGUAGGUAGAAUGUCUCUCAAAUGUUUAUAUUUUUCAGUUUUAAGAAUAAGUCGCAAAAUGUUAAUCGCACAAAUAUUGCUUUUGAUUUGCAUCGUGUGUUAUUUGACUGCGAAACCUUUAAUUAAGGACACCAACUGUCCUGCACAAGAUCCAGCUGUUAUCAAUUUUCAAAAAUAUUUGCGAAUUGACACAAGUCGAAGUGAAAAUUUAUAUAAAGCUGUAAAUCUAUUACAAUCGCUAGCUACUGAUAUCGGCCUGGAGUUUGCGGUCUACGAACCAGCCGGCAAGCCGAUAUGCGUCCUAACUUGGCCCGGGACAGAGUCCUCGCUGCCUAGCAUCAUGCUCAACUCGCAUGUCGACGUCGUGGAAGCUGACGGUGUUGGCUGGAUGUAUCCACCAUACGCGGCCCACAUCGAUGAACACUGUAACAUUUAUGCACGUGGCGCGCAAGACAGUAAGGACCUUGGCAUCCAAUACAUAGAAGCGAUACGGAGGUUAAAGAAUCAAAAUGUUACACUGCAGCGCACAAUACACGUAACGUAUAUGCCUGACGAAGAAAUUGGGGGAUUUCAAGGAAUGCGAGAAUUUCUGAAGAUGAAAAAGUUUAAAGAACUUAACGUUGGAUUUGUAUUAGAUGAAGGUCUCGGCAGCCAAUCGGAUGAAAAUUUGUAUGUGACAUAUCAAGACAAGCGAGCAUGGUCAAUGAAGUUCACAGUCGAGGGUAUAGGUGGUCAUGGAUCUUUUAUGCCAAAAGAUGUUGCAGUAACAAAGUUAAAUCGAUUGUUAAAUGUUAUGAUCGAUUAUAGGACAUCUCUAGAAGAAGCCAUGAAAUCGGUAAAUCAACUGCAUUCUGGACCUUAUACUGCUAUGAACAUAAAUAUGAUCAAUGGUGGAUAUGCACCAAAUGUUAUACCAAGUUCAUUUAGUUUGGUAGCAGAUAUGAGGCUUGCAACGACCGCAAAUGCUACGGAAAUGUUAUCUUUGGCAAAAUCCUGGGCCGAGUAUGCUGGUAAUGGAACCAAACUUGAGUUUUUAAGACGAGAAAUGGACGCAUUGGCAACACCCGUGGACAAUAGCAAUCCAUACUGGAUAACGCUGAGGGAUACUGUUUAUGAUCUAGGCUUCAACGUCACUCCUAUCGUUCUGCCGGCCACUUCGGACAGCUUAUUCGUUAGGAACUACGGAAUACCUGCUUUCGGUUUCGCACCACUAUUCAACACCGUCCAAAGGAUCCACAACACUAACGAGUAUAUCAACGUUCACGUCUUUAUGAGGGGCAUCGAAGUUUAUGAAGUACUUAUAAAAAAUUUAGGCAACCUUGCAUCUGUAAUCAAUUUCAAGUAAUAAUGAUGAUUUAUGUGUUUUUUUAAAUAAAAAACAUACUUUAAAUAUAUUACAUUAAAAUAAUAUAUUCCCAUACAAUAAUAUAGAUAAAUAAACCGUUUACAAAAUAUCCCAAAACGGCGCAAAUUUGUAAAAAACAUACCAAUUAUGGAAUAAUAUCUGCACUGGGCCCGCGCCGCGUGGUGGUGAAUGGCCCAAUCUCCCUUUUCCAUCCAUAGGUAUGGCUUGUGCUCCUGCAGUGCGGGGACAUUAAUAGGCUGAUGAUGAUGAUGAAAAAAUAUUACAUGAAAAUAAAUAUAUAUAUAUAAAAAUAAGGCCUAAUCAUUGUGUAUAUCAACCUACUAUUAUUCUGAAGAAAAAACCUACACCUAAUCAUAUAAGGACUUACACAAAAAUAUUGACAUAUUCGUUUUCAAUUAGGUAUUUUCUGAGCUACGGUUAUAACUUGUAACAUAUUUUUUAUAACCAGCUACAUUUAUAACCACAGCACACGAUAAAAUAUUUUCCCUAUUACCUGGGUAACAGUUGAUAAGCUGGCUACACAAUUAUUGACACAAUAGCAUCCUAUCAAAUUGAGAUAUACACACUCCAGUAAAUGCAGCAACUAAUUCCGCAUUUACGAAGCUGGAGGCCUACUCUAUUUCAAAG
This is a messenger RNA of Chilo suppressalis (striped riceborer), 2162 nucleotides long. The record is from the annotation of a GenBank genome assembly. Lineage: Eukaryota; Metazoa; Arthropoda; Insecta; Lepidoptera; Crambidae.